Stegodyphus dumicola is the source of this 3189-nucleotide messenger RNA. RefSeq lists its product as uncharacterized. Gene Ontology annotation, molecular function: protein binding. The record is from RefSeq and is a predicted model, not a curated record. Lineage: Eukaryota; Metazoa; Arthropoda; Arachnida; Araneae; Eresidae.
AUGCUGACUGCUGUACUGACGGAUCCAGGCUGGAAUCCUGGAGAAGGCUGUUUUUAUAUUAAAGGAAGAAUAGUUGUAGUCAAAGUUGAAGAAGGUAGCGUAGCUGCUGAAGAAGAUCAAAUAGAACCUGGUGAUGUAUUAGAUGAACUGUAUGGCCAAAGCUUGUACAGGUGUAAUCGAAGCUUAAUCUCUUCUUUAUCAAACAAAUACCGAGGACUACCAAUUUAUUUGUCAGUCAUAAAAGUUUAUCAUGAUGGUAAAAUAUUUUUUCCUUUGAAACCACUCUUAGAAAAACUUGACAUACGAGAACUAGUUGAAAGGAAAUUAUCAAAAAAUAAUGAACCAUCUGAUGAAGUAAAAUCUGAGUUCACAUCUGGUUGUUUGGUUUUCCAGUUAUUACUAUUAGGCAGGUUUCUGGUUAAGAAUGAUGGUAGAGCUCAGAAUAUCGAAAUAGCAAUCAACAAAGCUCUGGAUAUUAAAUUGGAGCCAAAAGAUGUUAUAAUGGAGAUAACUGAAAGAGAUCUGAAAGUCAUUGAAAAGAAAGACAAUAAUGUUAUGCUGCACAAACAUUUUUCUGAAAUAUCUGCCUGUGGAAGAAAAAAGAUCUGUCCUGAAAUUUUUGCAUUUAUUUUUGGGAAUACCACAUGUACAAUUGCUAAUGAAUUCCAGUGCUUUGUAUUGCAGGCACCUUCUCAUGUUGAGGUUGGCACUAUCCUCUCUUCUGUUGCGCAUGGAUUUGUGAAAACACACUGGGAAGUAUAAAUCACUUUUGUUUGCACCUGGCAGGACUUAGUGUGAAUUGUAAUGAAUGUUAUAUGCUUUCUAUCAUGUGAACAAGUUUGUUUGGAUUUUAUAUAUGUAGUGAGCAGGAAAAAUUUUAAAACCAGUUUUCUUCAUAUUUUAUAAAAUGAUUAAAAUUUGUAUUUUUCAUAUUUUUAAUUGCCCUAAGUUUAAGUAUAGCCUCUUUUUUUCCUUUAUAUAUAUAUAUGUGUGUGUAUAUUUAUAAGAUAGAUAAAGUUAGAUUUUUGUAUAAGCAAAAGUAUGCAUAAGAGCAGACAAAAAUAGGAAUAAAAUUGUUUUUACCUUCAAAAAAGGAAUAUAUUCUUAUCCGUACUGAAAAUUAUUAAUUAACUAUGGCAGAGCACUCAAGAUUAUCUGCUGUUGAGAAGGAUUAUUUUCGUCGCAGCUAGACUAUAUUUAUGUAGCAUGUGGGACGAAAGGUUCUUUAGAAAUCUAUGUAGUCAGCUCAUUCAGCCACCGAGUUGAAUCUGCCUUUCGCUACUUGUGUUUCUUAUUUGAUUUGUUCAGUGUGAGCUACUCCCUACUUUGGGUUUAUUACUGUUAAGCUUGAUUAUUACUUUUCAUAAACUACAUAAUGAACAACUCAGUUAAUAGUAACUGUGUAUAGGGAAAAAAUAUUUUUGUGUGAGAAAUUAAUGCUGAAAUGAGAAUAAUAUGCUUAGUUAAUAAAACUAAUAAUAUUUUACUUGAUCUCCUCUUCAUUAUUAAAAAAAAUACAUUUGGAGGAAUAAUAUUGGAUGAGUUCUGACAGUUUCUUGAAGCCACAUCUGCAUAUCAUGAUACACCAUUUCAAAUUUUGAAUUUCUAAUCACUUUUUGAAGUUUUUUUUCCUUCACCUUUAAAUUUACAAUUAUAGAAAAUUUCUUAAUUUUAAGAAUUUUUUUUUUUUUUUUUUUUUUUUUUUAACUGGUGUGGUUGUAGAAAGUAAAGUUUUUUCUUUUUGAAAAAUUUUUGUUUGAAAAAAUCUGUUUGUUGUUUUUUCUGUUUGAAAAAUUCCUAUUGAUUUUGUUUUAUUCUAUAUUAUAAUCUCAGUUUAUCAUAGUAAGAAAUUUUUAUUAAAAUCAUAUAUUGCAAGAAUUUUUAACCCCACUCCUAUAAACGCAUUCUUUUGCAUGAUAUUGAAUCUUUCUGCAUUUAUUUCUUUCUUUAAGCUAAUAUUUUCCUUUCAGAAACGUCUCAGAAGGUUUGUGAUUUAAAGAUUUUCUUGCAAUUUCAUUCAAAAUCAUUUUACCAAAUUUUUUUAAUAUUUUAUAAAUACCAGAACACUUCUGCAUAGAAAAAUAGCAUAAUGCACAUGUUAAAAAUGCUUUCUGUGUGGUUGAAUAUGUGGAAGUUAAAAAAUGUUUUACAAUAUUGUAGUAAAAAUAAUAUUUCAAUAACUGUGAACUGUAAAUAUUUUACGAAAAUAUGAAAGUGGCCUUAAUUUGUUGAUGAAUAAAUAUUUUUUAGCUGGUUAAAAUAGUGAAGUUUCAGGUUAUUAGAUUUCAAGUUAUAGCUAUGUAUGCAAAACCUCCCUUUUCGUGGUUUUAGCAGCAACUGCUGUAAUAAAAAAAUUAAAUAAAAAAACUUGUACAGAUAUUUAUGUGUUAGCACAUCUCCUUAGCACAGUUUAAUGAAUUUUUGCAAAACAAAAAGAAUGAUGAUUUAUAAUUGCAGAAAGCUAUUACAUACAUGCAUGUUACAUUUUAAUUAGGUAUUUUUCUUGAAAAUUAAUUAAAAAAUAUACUCAUAAGUAGUUAUUAUUAUUAUUUUGGCCUGGUGGGAAUUUUGUGGUGAUCACUUUAAGAGCAGAUUCAUACCAUUUGUUCUUUUUAGCAAUUUUACUACAAAACGUGUUCCUUCAGAAAUCUUAUCCCAGCUUCUUUCACUACUAACAAAUCUCCUGAGUGCAUGUUUUAAAAUUGUCUUUCAAAAAAGUAAAUAAAUAAUAACGUUUGUUUAUAAAUACUAUUGGACCUUAGGUGCAAAUAGCAGUGUUGCAUGUUAAAAUUAAGCUAUGUGUAAUUCCCAGAGUUUGGCAUGUUUUGAAAAUUUGGCGACUUCUUCAACAAUAAUACAUAAAUCUUGUGCUAUUACGUAAGUAUCUUUCUACAGUCAACAAAAAACACUCUAUUAGUUUUUUUGCUUAAAUUAUCUUAACUAAUCCAGAUAUUCUGAGACGUUCUAGAAUGAUGUGGAGUUAAGGAACAAAUUUUAAAACGAAGAUUUAUUUUUCUCUUGUUUUUUAUGUAAUUAUUUGGAUUGAAAUGUGGUGUUCUUUAGAUUGUUUGUUUUAAAUUUAAUUACUGUUCUUUACAUUUAAUUAUUAGAUGAAACCUUUCUUUUCAUGAAAAUGCAAUUGCAAAUAUUUUUAAUGAAUUUAUUAUUAUGUAUAUUUUUGUGAUGAUA